AUGUAUGGAAGAGUCGCUCGAACAUCUUUUUCAAUGGCAGCUGUAGCUGGUGUAUUAUAUAAUCUUAAUGGAACAUCAAAAGAAAAAGAAAUUUCAGAUAUUAGAAUGAGAAAAGAUAACUCCAUGAAAAAUGCAUAUUUUCCUAUAGAAAAAAAAUGGGAUAGUAACUGGGAUUUGCGUGAUUCACAUUCCCUUAUAAAAUCAAAAGAAUGGGAUAAUGCUACAGAAACGGAGAGAGAAGAUAUGCUACGUAAAGUUACUCCCAAAGCCACAAGAAAUAUUUUUCUCAUAAGACAUGGACAGUAUCAUUUAAAAAGUAUUGAUAGAAAUUUGACUGAUCUUGGAAAAAAGCAAGCUGUCUUACUAGGAAAACGUCUAUCUUCAAAUGGUAUAGAAUUUGACAAGGUUACAUAUUCAACGAUGAACCGCGCCAAAGAAACUGCACAAAUAAUGAUGAAUGAAAUGAAGGAGAUAGAAUCUAAAAGUGAUUCGAUGUUAGAAGAAGGGGCACCAUAUCCACCAGAACCAUCUGUUAGUAGUUGGAGACCUUUAGCACAGGAGUUCUUCGAGGAUGGAGCAAGAAUCGAGGCUGCAUUUAGAAAAUAUAUUCAUCGUGCUGAACCAAGUCAAAGUAAAGAUUCAUACGAACUUAUUGUUUGCCAUGCAAAUGUUAUUAGAUAUUUUAUUUGUCGUGCCCUUCAAUUGCCUCCAGAAGCAUGGCUUAGGAUGUCAUUGGGAAAUACUUCUAUAACAUGGUUAGUUAUUAGACCAAAUGGAAAUGUAAGUAUUCGUUGUAUUGGCGAUAUUGGACAUUUGGAUAAAGAUACUGUUUCAUUUACAUGA
Strongyloides ratti is the source of this 843-nucleotide messenger RNA. Its product is annotated as Serine/threonine-protein phosphatase PGAM5, mitochondrial. The transcript has 3 exons. The record is from RefSeq and is a predicted model, not a curated record. Gene Ontology annotation, biological process: positive regulation of mitochondrial fission. Gene Ontology annotation, cellular component: mitochondrion. Bases 1 to 843 code for a protein of 280 amino acids. Lineage: Eukaryota; Metazoa; Nematoda; Chromadorea; Rhabditida; Strongyloididae.